Messenger RNA from Glossina fuscipes, 563 nucleotides. RefSeq names its product protein rhomboid-like. The annotation marks the transcript as partial. Gene Ontology annotation, cellular component: membrane. The transcript has 3 exons. Gene Ontology annotation, molecular function: serine-type endopeptidase activity. The record is from RefSeq and is a predicted model, not a curated record. Lineage: Eukaryota; Metazoa; Arthropoda; Insecta; Diptera; Glossinidae.
CUACAGAUCUCCAUAUAUUUAUUAAACAAUAAAUGUUUAAUCGAACACUUAAUGUUUAUACCCAAAUAUAAACACCAGUAUUGGCGUUUCAUAUCAUAUAUGCUUUUACAUUCCGAUCUAUUUCAUCUGACAAUGAACAUAUGCCUGCAGUUGUUGAUUGGCGUAUGUUUGGAGAUAGAACAAGGGCAUCUGAGAGUGGCGAUUGUCUAUAUGGCGGGCGUUGUUUCUGGUUCAUUGGCCACGUUAUACUUACUUCCACAACUCUCGUUAAUGGGUGCUUCAGCCGGUGUCUAUGGUAUGUUGAUGAGCCACUUACCACAUUUAAUAAAGAAUUUUCAUUACUUAACUUACCGUUACUUACGACUAACAUGUAUGGUAAUUUUAUUCCUCAGUGAUGUAUGUUUUACGACAUACCACGCCAUCGCGAAUGGAAAUAUGAAUCCACGGAUAUGUGUUGAAGCUCACAUUGCUGGUGCAAUUAACGGUUUUAUUAGUGGUUUUCUAGUCUACGCAACAAGUGAAAGACAGUCUAUGUCGAGCACAUGCACAUAGCGUUUAUUUAA